GCUUAAAACUGGUGCAUCCGUGAUACAAUCAACAAGACCACGUGUUUUACAGACAGAAAUGCGACUGAGCAUGGUUUUUCCCAGCCAAAAGUCUACAAGCGGGACUUAAUGAUUGACUGCUUGCUGAUAAACUUUCGCUGUGUAUUCUGUUCUGUGUGCAUUGGACAUCGUUAAUCAUCCCCUGCCUUUUUUUAAACUUUCUUUUCAAUUGGAAUUGAAAUUAAUUUUUGGUGGUUAGGUUCCCCCCCCCCUUUUUCUCUCCCUUCCCUUCAUCAUUAGUUUUGGAAAUUUCUUCAGCAUAAUUCACUUGACAGCAAUUUACAAAUUUGAAAUCAGCUUUUCAUCAUGGCUUUGAAUGUUGCUCCCGUAAGAGAUACGAAAUGGCUAACAUUAGAAGUGUGUAGGCAAUUUCAGAGGGGAACUUGUUCACGCUCUGAUGAAGAAUGCAAAUUUGCACACCCCCCUAAAAGUUGCCAGGUUGAAAAUGGAAGAGUAAUUGCCUGCUUUGAUUCCUUAAAGGGUCGUUGUACAAGGGAGAACUGCAAGUACCUUCAUCCACCAACACAUUUAAAAACUCAACUGGAAAUCAAUGGCAGAAACAACUUAAUCCAGCAAAAAACUGCAGCAGCGAUGCUUGCCCAGCAAAUGCAGUUCAUGUUUCCAGGGACACCACUACAGCCAGUGCCCACAUUUCCAGUGGGUCCCACAAUAGGAACGAACACGGCUAUUAGCUUUGCUCCUUACCUAACGCCAGUAACACCGGGAGUUGGCUUAGUCCCGACUGAGAUCCUACCCACGCCGCCUGUCAUUGUUCCUGGAAGUCCACCGGUGUCAGUCCCCGGUUCAACUGCUACCCAGAAACUCCUCAGGACUGAUAAACUGGAGGUGUGCAGGGAGUUCCAGCGGGGAAACUGUGCACGUGGAGAGACUGAUUGCCGCUUUGCGCAUCCAGCAGACAGCACAAUGAUUGACACAAACGACAACACCGUAACCGCCAAAAUCAAAGCGGCGCAACACCAAGCCAACCAGGCUGCGGUGGCAGCCCAGGCAGCUGCGGCAGCUGCGACUGUGAUGACUCAGUCGACUGCCAAAGCAAUGAAGCGACCUCUCGAAGCAACUGUAGACCUGGUACUUUGA
Messenger RNA from Balearica regulorum gibbericeps (East African grey crowned-crane), 1137 nucleotides. The record is from RefSeq and is a predicted model, not a curated record. Lineage: Eukaryota; Metazoa; Chordata; Aves; Gruiformes; Gruidae.